AUGGAGAUAUAUCAGGGUCGGUUGGAAGCUCUUUCACGCAUAAAGACGGCGAUUUCUGCAUUAAAGGAUGGUCUGGACAUCCUCGUCGAAGAUGCAAAACGGUUCCAGGGAGACAGUCCCGCUUCUUUGCCGCCAAAGCUCCUCCGGCAGCUGGGUACCGCAUCUGAUGAUAUGUGUAGGUGUCUGGAAAAACUUCAGGCCGAAUCCACACGUCACCGUGACACGCUCGUCCUAUGGUCCCAGCUCAAUGCCCUGCCAGACGAGCUCCUUAUCACUAUAUUUGAAUGGGCUGCUUGGUCUUCGACUCCGGUCAACGAGUGGUCUGCGAAGGACGUAUUUCCGGUAGAGAUGGUAGUAUCCCAUGUUUCUCGCCGCUGGCGGGAAGUUGCGGUGAACACUCCGACCCUGUGGACGAGAAUUCAAUUCUUCGGUUCUUUGCCCCUGUCGCGGCCUCUCAACUACAUAGAGAGGUCACGCAGUAGCCUCAUCGACGUGUCCAUUGACAUCGGGUACGAGAUAGAAGGUCAUGGAAAGUCCAAUGAAAUCAUGCAUAUACUCCAUCUCCACCUCAGUAGGGUCCGCUUGCUCGAUUUUACCACUACUGGUCGCCAUGGGCUGGGCCGUGUGCGAAGACUUCUCGACAAAGAAUCGGCGCCCAGACUAGAGUACUGUAGUCUCUCCACCCAAGAUCGCGAUGACGGGGCUGACAUCUUCCGACCUAAUCCAACCCGUGGCCGCAUUUUCUCUUGUGGCAUGCCAAGGCUGCGUACGUUGCGUAUGAAGGGUACUCUGCUUCCUCAAUAUCGGCGCGGUUUGCAGUUCCUCACAACCUUGGACCUUUGCAUUCCAUACAGUGCCGGUCUUUGCCCAGUUUCGCUGCGAUUGGCCCUGGCACCUUGCCUGGGCACACUGGAACAUUUUAUAUUCAAGGGCGCAGUGGAAUGGAUUCGCUCGCCGGACUUCACUUUAUGGAGACAGCCGUACAUCCAUCUGCCAGCGCUGAAGUCGCUGACCUUAGUGACCGAGUUCUUCAACGGGAUAUGUUCUAUCCUUGACCCCCCAAAUCUGACGUCGCUCGACAUCGACCUGGACGACGCUAUCCUCGGGGGCCCUGACGACACGGGUGAUGUCGCAGCAUGCUUGAGACUUUCAGACGGUUCUUUACGGUUUCCGAAAGUGCAGUCGCUUGUCCUCCGGGGCUUCUAUGCCGGAGAUAUCGAUGUCACUAUGACGCCCGACUUCUUCAGAGGUCUUCCACGGAUUAAGACCUUCCGUAUUGCCAGAGGUACUGGGAACAACUUCCUUCGUCUACUUGCUCGUUCGAGUAAUCGUAAACUGUGGCCGUGUCUAGAGGAUCUGAUCCUGUCACUUCCACGUCACGAUUUGCUGAGGAAGUUUCUGAGGGUACGCUCCCGAGCGCGAGUGCCUAUCAAGAGAUUGUCAUUGCGAAGCCAUAUUGACAAUAUCAGCGUGGGCGUUGCCCUGAUGGAUGUCGAGGCAAUCAAUUAUUAUGUCAACGGGAAGGACAGGAGAUAUGUCGCUCCAGACCUAUCUGACAUGGAAGGCCCGAACGAUUACUUCAACACCGAAGACGAAUCCGAUUCAGACUCAUCAGAGCGGGACGAUAUGCAAGCCGUCGCCAGUUUGUUCGAACAGCCGUGCUGA
Gloeophyllum trabeum ATCC 11539 is the source of this 1665-nucleotide messenger RNA. RefSeq lists its product as uncharacterized. The coding region runs from base 1 to 1665 and encodes 554 amino acids. Lineage: Eukaryota; Fungi; Basidiomycota; Agaricomycetes; Gloeophyllales; Gloeophyllaceae. The record is from RefSeq and is a predicted model, not a curated record. The transcript has a single exon.